Messenger RNA from Marmota flaviventris (yellow-bellied marmot), 7077 nucleotides. NCBI's taxonomy places the organism in Eukaryota, Metazoa, Chordata, Mammalia, Rodentia, Sciuridae. The record is from RefSeq and is a predicted model, not a curated record.
AUGGGCACUCUCACCUUCCUCCUUUGGCUGCUGCUCUUCCAAGCCGUUAUUCUACCUGGAGCAGUUUGCUACAGGAGGGACACCAGAGGAUCUGGAGGAAGGCUGGGGAAGGGACACCCUAAGGGAAACCCCAUCAAAGGCACGUCUGUGGAGCAGCAAGGUGAGUCCCAGCCAGACAGCCCCCUAGGCCUGCAGGAGGACAGAAUGAGGCUCGUGGAAGGUUCUGGAAGGUGCUCUGGCCGAGUGGAGGUGUACUUCGAAGGCAUGUGGGGCACGGUGUGCGAUGACCUGUGGGAUGAGAAGGCAGCGCAGGUGGUGUGCCAGCAGCUGGGCUGUGGGAUGGCCGUCUCCGCCCCUGGAGGGGCCUACUUCGGCCAGGGCUCUGGCCCCAUUCUUCUGGACGAUGUGCAGUGUUCUGGGACCGAAGCCCACCUGGGGCAGUGCUCCCAUGCCGGCUGGUUUACCCACAACUGUGGGCACGGGGAGGACACUGGUGUCAUCUGCUCCGCCCCCAUUGAGGCACAAUUUGGUGAAGGCAAAGGCGAGUUUCUGCUGGAUGAUGUGGACUGUACCGGAAAAGAGAGUUUUCUGGGACAGUGUCCACAUGCUGGCUGGCAUCUGCAUAACUGUGGCCCUGGAGAAGACGCCAGUGUCAUCUGCACAGGUGAUGGAAAUUCAGCAACUGUAUUAUCAGUUCUACCUGUUGCCCUCUCAACGCAGCUUCCUCCUAUAACUGCUGCAAGUCCAACAUCACCAGCUGUGUCAACCUCCUCCGUCCCAAAAGAUGUGGACCACCCAGCCACGUCAUCAGUUCUACCUGUGGCCGACCCAGCCCCUGCUGAUCGCAGAGCCAAUAUACCAGCGUUAGGUCCCCCAGGCUUUGGAAAGAUCCUGCUGGACAAUGUGCGCUGCGUUGGCACGGAGAGCCGCCUGGCCCUGUGUACCCACAACAGCUGGUUCACGCACGACUGUGGCCAUGAGAAGGACGCCGGGGCCAUCUGCUCUGGUGAGGACUUCUUCCUUCUAAAUAGUUCGUGGGCAGAACAGCAGGGUUUUGAACCUGUGUUUUGCACCAAAAUCACCUACGGGUUUAUUGAAACAGACUGCUGGGCCCACCCCUCAGGGGUUGGAGUCAGUCCUUCUAGGAUGGGCUUUACCAUCGUUGUCCUCACCGCUGCGGUCACCAGCCUCGUCUUCACGUCCAUCUUCGAUGCCGUCGCUGUCCUUGUCACCAUCACCAGCACCUUCACCAGCUCCGUUAUCAUCAAACUCCAGUCUCCAGACUCUCACUACUUGAGCCUUUGUCCUUCCCCAGGAGGCUGGGCACCUGUGCGGCUGGUAGGCACCCCUGAGAGGUGUGCUGGCCGUGUGGAGGUUUUCUAUCAAGGAGUCUGGGGGACAGUGUGUGAUGACCUCUGGGACCUUUCAGAAGCAAACAUCGUCUGCAGGCAGCUCGAGUGUGGCCGGGCCAUUUCAGCCCCAGGCGAGGCCCACUUUGGGGAAGGUUCUGGGAAGAUCCUCCUUGACGAUGUGCACUGCGGAGGACACGAGCGGCACCUUGGGGAAUGUUCCCAUGCCGGCUGGUUCUCCCACAACUGUGGUCACCAGGAAGAUGCCAGCGUGAUCUGUUCAGGUGCUGAACAGUCAACUGUCUCACCACCAGGUCACCAGUUGACUACGCUGGCAGAGACAGUGGCUACAGAAAAUUCUCAGUGUGGUGGCAUUGUUAGUCACUCAUCUGGAAGCAUUAGAAAUCCUCCAAAGUAUGAAAUGCACGACAACAUAACCUGCAUGUGGGAGAUCACGGCAAACACGUCUCACCGUAUAUGGCUGGCAUUUCCGUGUCUCGACCUCGACUGCGCCAAUGAAUAUGUUGAGAUCCUGGACGGUCCCCCAGCUUCAGCAAAGUCCCUGGGGAGGAGCUGCUCUGGCUCCCACCUCACCUACACGUCCUCCUCCAGCUCGGUGACCCUUGUGUACUUCCGAAGCUCCAACAACAUAGGCAAACACUUCACUGCUUAUUAUUAUUCUGCAAACAAAGGGAACUGGCCAGAGCUGCGGCUGGUGGGCGGCUCUGGACGCUGCUCAGGACGCGUGGAGGUCUUCCACCAGGGGGCCUGGGGCACCGUGUGCGAUGACCUGUGGGACCUGAAUGAAGCCGAGGUCGUGUGCCGCCAGCUGGCGUGUGGGCAGGCCAUGUCUGCCCUGGGGAAGGCCCACUUUGGCCCAGGCUCAGGAGACAUCUUCCUGGACAACCUCCAAUGUGCCGGGGUGGAGCGUCACCUGGGCCAGUGUGCCCACUCGGGCUGGCUGGAGCACAACUGCGGCCACCAUGAAGAUGCCAGUGUCAUCUGCUCAGAUGCUGCAGAAUCUCUGUUGAACAGUCCAGGGGAAUGGCCAGGGCUGCGGCUGGUGGGCGGCUCCGGACGGUGCUCAGGACGCGUGGAGAUCCUCCACCAGGGGACCUGGGGCACUGUGUGUGAUGACCUGUGGGACCUGAAUGAAGCCAAGGUCGUGUGCCGUCAGCUGGAGUGUGGACAGGCCAUUUCUGGCCCUGGCGGGGCCUACUUUGGCCCAGGCUCAGGAGACAUCUUCUUGGACAACCUGCAGUGCUCUGGAGUGGAGCGCCACCUGGGCCAGUGCGCCCACUUGGGCUGGUCAGAGCACAACUGUGACCACCACGAGGAUGCCAGUGUCAUCUGCUCAGGAGGAAGUAACUCUUGUGGAGGGGUCAUUUCUAGUCUCUCUGGCUCAUUUUCUAGUCCACGAUAUCCAGAAAACUACCCAACAGACAUCCAAUGUGUUUGGGAAAUUCAUGUGGAUAAAAAAUUCCGCAUAGAGCUCACGAUUCCAAGUUUGAAGCUGGAAGAUAUCCUCGGCUGUCCCUAUGACUCGGUGGAGAUCUUCGAUGGCCCCAGGAUUGCCUCGCUCUCCAUGGGGAAGUUCUGUGCCCCAGCAGCUGUGCUAUUUUUCUCCUCCUCAGACAUCAUGACGGUGGUGUUCCGCAGCGAUUCAAUGAUAACCAACACCGGCUUUCACGCUCUGUUCAAUGCGAUUGCACAGGGUGAAAGGGAGUCAGAAGAUGGACCAGUGCUGCGGCUGGUGGGCGGCUCCGGAAGGUGCUCAGGACGCGUGGAGGUCCUCCACCAGGGGUCCUGGGGCACCGUGUGUGACGACCUGUGGGACCUGAAGGAAGCUGAGGUUGUGUGCAGACAGCUGGAGUGCGGACAGGCCAUUGCUGCUCCUGGAAAGGCCCACUUUGGCCCAGGCUCUGGAGACAUCCUCCUGGACAACAUCCAGUGUUCAGGAAGUGAGAGCCACCUUGGCCAAUGCCCCAGCUCUGGCUGGUCAGACCACAACUGUGGCCAUCAUGAGGAUGCUGGUGUUGUCUGCUCAGCAGAGCUGGCUGCAGAGCAAGAUGACAGGCUGCUGUUGCUCAAGUGCCUAUACCAAAAGGUAACCCUCUUCAUUGAAAUCAUGGCCUAUAAAGCAUCAAAGGGAAGUAACUCUUGCGGGGGAGUCCUUUCGAGCCUCUCAGGCUCCUUCUCCAGUCCUUGGUAUCCUACAAACUACCCCACCGACGUGGAGUGCAUCUGGGUGAUACAUGUGGCUGAGAAGUUCCACAUACAGCUGACCAUCCCAAGCCUUAGACUAGAGGACAUCUAUGGAUGUCCCUAUGACUUUGUGGAAGUGUUUGAUGGACGGCAAGCUGCCUCGCUCUCCAUGGGCAGAUUUUGUGCUGGGGAAGAGCUCACAUUCCUCUCGUCUUCGAAUAUCAUGACCGUAGAGUUCAGAAGUGAUGCCAUGAUCACCAGCACGGGGUUUUAUGCUCUGUACAACACCAUUCCGCAAGAUGAAAGGGAAAGUGAGAUGUCCCUGCGACUGGUGAACGGCAGCCACAGGUGUGAGGGCCGGGUGGAGGUCUUCUACAACGGCACCUGGGGCACGGUGUGCGAUGACAGCUGGGACCUGAACGACGCCAGGGUGGUGUGCCAGCAGCUCGGCUGUGGCGAGGCCCUGUCAGCCCCAGCUCAGAGCUACUUUGACGGGGGCACUGGUCACAUCAUGCUGGAUGACGUGCGGUGCACAGGGAACGAGGCCAAGGUGUGGCAGUGCACACACAACGGGUGGCUCUCCCACAACUGUGGGCACCACGAGGACGCCAGCGCCAUCUGCUCCGGUGAGCACCUUUCCUUCUUCGACUGCGGCAUCUAUGACAACUUCCACUGUGGUGGUUUGCUCACAAAUAACUCAGGCUCCUUCUCCAGUCCUUGGUAUCCUAAAAAAUACCCCACGAAUGUGGUAUGUGCCUGGGACAUACAAGUGGACACCAGGGCGCACAUCAAACUGACAUUUGAAGUGGUCAAAAUGGAAAAUUUCUACGGCUGUCCCUACGACUUCAUCGAAGUCUUCGAUGGCCCACAAAGUGAAUCUUUUUCCCUGGGGAGGUUCUGUUCAGGGACAACCCCAGUAUUUACCUCCUCCUCCAACCGCUUGACCGUGGUGUUCCACAGCGACGCAAUCGUCACCAACAUGGGCUUCUACGCAUCUUAUGAGUCCCUAGUUUACAACGAGAAUGACACGGAUGUGGUCCUGAGGCUGACCGAUGGCAGCCACCCGUGCGAGGGCCGGGUGGAGCUGCACUACAAUGGCAGCUGGGGCACCGUGUGUGACGACAGCUGGGACCUACUUGACGUCCAGGUGGUGUGCAAGCAGCUGGGCUGUGGCGAGGCCCUUGCAGCCCCUGGGCGGGCACAUUUCAAGCGAGGUGUGGGCCCCAUCGCCCUGGAUGAUGUGGAGUGCGUGGGGACAGAAGCCAGGCUGUGGCAGUGCCUGCACAGUGGCUGGUUCACCCACAACUGUGGCCACCAUGAGGACGCUGGUGCCAUCUGCUCAGAUCUGGGCCUACGGCUGGCAAAUGGGUCAAGCAGGUGCGAGGGCCGCGUCGAGGUCUUCCACAGCAACACCUGGGGCACUGUGUGUGAUGACAGCUGGUCCAUCGAGGAUGCCCAUGUGGUUUGCAGACAGCUUGGCUGUGGCCUGGCUUUAUCUGCCCUCCCAGGGGCCAGCUUCAGCCCUGGGUCAGGCCGCAUCCUCCUUGAUGAUGUCCACUGCACAGGAAGUGAGGCCUCCCUGGAACAGUGCCCCCACGGCAGCUGGUUCACCCACAACUGUGGGCACCAUGAAGAUGCUGGCGUCAUCUGCUCAGGUGACACUGCAGGAGGCUCCUCAAGCCCACUAGCUCUUGCUCCUGCAGAUCUGCCAGGGGUGAGGCUGGCCGAUGGGAAGCACCCAUGCGAGGGCCGAGUGGAGAUCUACCACAACGGCACCUGGGGGACCGUGUGCGACGACCUCUGGAGCCUGCCCGCUGCCCAGGUGGUGUGCCAGCAGUUGGGCUGUGGGGCAGCCCUGGCAGCUCCCAGGAGCAGUCUGUUUGGCGACGGUUCCGGCCCCAUCUUCCUAGACGACGUGAGGUGUACAGGCAACGAGACCAACCUGGGACAGUGCCACCACCUUGGACUGUCUGUGCAUAACUGUGGGCACCAUGAGGACGCCGGGGCUGUCUGCUCAGACCUGUCCAUCAUCAGGUUGGUGGGUGGGAGGAGCCGGUGUGAAGGCCGUGUUGAAGUCCACCACAAUGGCACCUGGGGCACCGUGUGUGACGACCUGUGGAGCAUCGACGCCGCCCACGUGGUGUGCUGGCAGCUGGGCUGCGGGGAGGGCAUCAGCGCCCUGGGGAGCGGCUACUUCGGGAAGGGUGUGGGGAGCAUCCUCCUGGAUGACGUGCAGUGCCAGGGCACUGAGACCUCGCUAGGCCGAUGCCAGCAUCUGGGCUUGUCCGUCCACAACUGUGGCCAUCACGAGGACGCCGGCGUCAUCUGCUCAGACCGUGCUCUGCGCCUGGCGGGCGGACGGGGUCGCUGCGAGGGCCGGCUGGAGGUGCGGCACGAGGGCGUGUGGGGCACGGUGUGCGACGACCACUGGAACAUCAGGAACGCCCGCGUCGUGUGCCGCCUUCUGGGCUGCGGCCGAGCGCUGGGCGCCCCGGGCCGCGGCCGAUUCGGCCCUGGCAUCGGGCCCAUUCUGAUGGACGACGUGCGCUGCACGGGCCACGAGGACGCACUGGAGCGCUGUGCCCACGCGGGCUGGGCGCGACACAACUGCAGGCACAGCGAGGACGCAGGCGUGUUCUGCGCAGGUCCAGCGGACUCUGCUGUGCCCAAGGACAAUGCCCAGCUCUUCUGCUUGCCCCACCUCUUCCGAGCUGUCAUAGACCGAGGCUAUCUCCGGAGACUGGGCUACUCCUCCUGGGACAUCCACUUAAAUGAUAAUCUGUGUCGCCCACAAGUCAGUGGGCGCUUCCUGAUCUUCAACAUUCCAUAUGGCCACUGCGGCACUGUCCGGCAGGAACACCUCGGCUCCCUCAGCUACUCCAACUCCAUCAGAGGCCGGAUACGGGGCCACUCGGGCCGAGUGGUUGUACGGCACAAGGUGCCCCAGGUGAAAUUCACCUGCAAGGUGAACAAUCUGCCCACAGUUGAAGUCGUUCAUGGAGCUGAUGACCAGACAGAGGGUGCCGGCUACGAUGUGUCCAUUUCAUUUAUCCAGUCUCCCGGGUCCCAGCCUGUCAUGGUACCAUACUCCGACAGCCAGAGGAAAGAGGUCUUCCUCCAGGCCACCCUCCAUAGCGCCGAUCCCAGCCUGAGGGUCUUCGUGGAUACUUGUGUGGCUUCUCCGGAUCCCCAUGAUUUCACAACCAUCAAGUAUGAUUUGAUCCAGAAGGGGUGCAUCAAAGACAAAAGCUAUGCCAACCUCCAAUCCCACCAGAAGAAUGUGGCCCAGUUCAAAUUCAACGCCUUCGGCUUUCUUGACCGCUACGAUGUGAUCUAUCUGAAGUGUGAGAUUGCUGUGUGUAGAGAAGGGGACUCUUCCUCUCGCUGCUCCCAGAGCUGUGCAGGGCGGAGUAGGAGAGGUACAGGCCUCGCUGAGGCCAAGGAAAAGCAGACUGAGCAUUUCCCAGUGGUCGGGCCACUGGAGAUCCACAGAGCAGCUGCUCAGAGCAAGACCCUGGUGUGA